Limulus polyphemus (Atlantic horseshoe crab) is the source of this 568-nucleotide messenger RNA. Its product is annotated as acetylcholine receptor subunit beta-like 2. NCBI's taxonomy places the organism in Eukaryota, Metazoa, Arthropoda, Merostomata, Xiphosura, Limulidae. The transcript is spliced from 3 exons. Bases 173 to 541 code for a protein of 122 amino acids. Gene Ontology annotation, cellular component: postsynaptic membrane; synapse; neuron projection. Gene Ontology annotation, molecular function: acetylcholine-gated monoatomic cation-selective channel activity; transmembrane signaling receptor activity. The record is from RefSeq and is a predicted model, not a curated record. Gene Ontology annotation, biological process: regulation of membrane potential; monoatomic ion transmembrane transport; chemical synaptic transmission.
AGGGCGUAUCAACUGAUCGCUGCAGUCAUAAAUUUUGUCGAACAAGCGGUGUAAACAGGAACAUGCACAGUUGGUGUAAAUUUCGCAUGUAAUGUACACUGGUUUUAACUUUAUUUUCUUGAUUACAUAAACCGAGAGGAAAUUACGAAAGAAACAAUAUUAUUAUCUUAUCAUGCAGAUCGAACCGAAGAAUCUGGUGACCGUCAACCUACUGGUAUGGCUGCUUUUCACUGCAGCCAUUCGCAGUGCAGGAAACCCUGACGCCAAGAGACUCUACGAUGAUUUGAUGAGUAGCUACAAUAGGCUUGUUCGGCCUGUCAGUAACAAUUCAGACACUCUCACGGUUAGAAUGGGCCUCAAACUAUCACAGCUGAUUGACGUUAAUAUGAAGAACCAAAUCAUGGCAACAAAUAUGUGGGUAAAUCAGGAAUGGUCUGAUCACAAACUGAAGUGGGAUCCUAGGGAGUACGGAGGCGUUCGUCAGUUAUACGUCCCUGCUGAACAAAUAUGGCUGCCAGAUAUUGUAUUAUAUAACAAGUAAGGUUGUCUAUUAUACACUAAUACAUUA